AUGCAAAUCAUGCUAAAUAUAACACCAAUUCUGACUGUGGGGCCAAAGACGUCUGUGUUCAUUGGAGAAACAGUUACUUUGACCUGUGAGAUUGAUCAGUCCACUGGAUGGGAGUUUAUCUUUACCAGACCUCCACACACUGAAUACCCUGAAUACUAUGAACCUACAGGAACUAAAACAAUCACAGCUGUGGGAGUCUCUGAUGGAGGAGAGUACAAGUGCAGAGCCAGAAAAGGAGAAAACCCUCAGGUUUACACACAAUACAGUGAACCAAUAACAGUGACAGUACAUGAUAUUCCCCAACCAACUCUCACUGUGGAGUCACAGAUGCCUGUGUUCAUUGGAGACUCAGUUACUCUGACCUGUGAGAUUGAUCAGUCCACUGAAUGGGAGUUUGUCUUUACCAGACCUCCACACACUGAAUACCCUGAAUACUAUGAACCUACAGGAGCUAAAACUAAAACAAUCAGAUCUGUGCGAGUCUCUGAUGGAGGAGAGUACAAGUGCAAAGCCAGAAGAAGAGAAAACCAUCAGAUUUACACAAAAUACAGUAAACAAAUAACAGUGAGAGUACAGAAUAUAACACCAAUUCUGACUGUGGGGCCAAAGACGUCUGUGUUCAUUGGAGAGACAUUUACUUUGACCUGUAAGAUUGAUCAGUCCACUGGAUGGGAGUUUAUCUUUACCAGACCUCCACACAAUCCAUACCCUGAAUACUAUGAAGCUACAGGAGCUAAAACUAAAACAAUCACAGCUGUGAGAGUCUCUGAUGGAGGAGAGUACAAGUGCAAAGCCAGAAGAAGAGAAAACCAUCAGAUUUACACACAAUACAGUAAACCAAUUACAGUGACAGUAAAGGAUAUUCCCCAACCAACUCUGACGUUGCAGCAACAGACGUCUGUGUUCAUUGGAGACUCAGUUACUUUGACCUGUGAGAUUGAUCAGUCCACUGGAUGGGAGUUUGUCUUUACCAGAUCUCCACACACUUCAUACCCUGAAUACUAUGAACCCACAGGAACUAAAACUAAAACAAUCAGAUCUGUGCAAGUCUCUGAUGGAGGAGAGUACAAGUGCAAAGCCAGAAGAAGAAAAAACCAUCAGAUUUACACACAAUACAGUAAACCAAUAACAGUGACAGUACAGGAUAUAACACCAACUCUGACUGUGCAGCCACAGACGUCUGUGUUCAUUGGAGAAACAGUUACUUUGACCUGUGAGAUUGAUCAGUCCACUGGAUGGGAGUUUAUCUUUACCAGACCUCCACACAAUCCAUACCCUGAAUACUAUGAACCUAGAGGAGCUAAAACUAAAACAAUCAGAUCUGUGCAAGUCUCUGAUGGAGGAGAGUACAAGUGCAGAGCCAGAAAAAGAGAAAACCAUCAGAUUUACACACAAUACAGUGAACCAAUAACAGUGACAGUACAGGAAAGACCAACAGCUCAAGUGUCUGUUUGGACUGCUGAUCAUGUAUUCAGAGGAGAAACUGUCAAUCUCACAUGUGUCAUCAAUGGAGGAGGAGUCAGCAGCUGGCAGUACAGCUGGCAUAAAGAUUCAAUCAUCCAGCAGAAUAAACUCCAGUAUUACACAAUCAGAUCUGUUACUGAGUCUGACGCAGGUAACUACACCUGUAGAGGAACAGAGAUCAGUGGAUCACGAUACUCACACAUCAGUAAUGAAGUUACACUGACAGUAUCAGAUAAACCACAGACAGUUUUAAGUGUUUCUCCACAGCAGUGGUUGACUGAAGGAGAUUCAGUGACUCUGAUGUGUGAGGUUAUAAAUUCAUCUACAGGCUGGACAUUCAGCUGGUUCACUGUACAGAGUCUUUACUCAGAUGUUGAUUAUGAGCUGGUGUCAAACAGCAGUGGAGGAUCUAAAGGCAUCUACACAGUGAGUUCAGUGACUGUGAAGCACACAGGAGUUUAUAUGUGCAGAGCAGAGAGAGGAGAUCCAGUCUAUCACACAGAGUACAGUAACACACAAACACUGUGGAUCACUGGUGUUUCUCCUUCAGUCUCUCUGAUCAUCAGACCCAACAGAUCUCAACACUUCUCAUCUGAAUCUCUCUCUCUGAGCUGUGAGGAUCACAGUAACUCUACUGGAUGGACAUUGGAAAGAUACACAGAAGAUAAACUGAAUUCAUCAUCAUCAAGCUGGAGAUCUACAGGAACAACAUCUACAUGUACAAUCAGAUCUCUCAUCACAUCUGAUACUGGAGUGUACUGGUGUCAGUCUGAAUCUGGAGAGAAACUUCAUCCUGUUAAUAUCUCAGUACACAAUGUUGAUGUGAUUCUGGACAGUCCUGUUCAUCCUGUGACUGAAGGACAAAAUCUGACUCUGUGCUGUUUAUAUCGAGAUAAAAACCCCUCUAACCUGAGAGCUGAAUUUUAUAAAGAUGGAUCAGUGGUGCAGAAUCAGACUACAGGAGACAUGAUGAUCAUCCCUACAGUCUCAAAGUCACAUGAGGGUUUCUACUACUGUAAACACCCCGAGAGAGGAGAGUCUCCAAAGACCUGGAUCUCAGUCAGAGCCUCGAGUUUUCUGUCUCCUGGUUUGAUAAUUGGAGUGGGUGCUGGACUUUGUGUCAUGUUUUUGAUCUUUUUGGUCAUCCUGGUGAUCUACAAAAACAGAAAAGGUUUGAACUCUCUGUCAUCCUCAGCUGUCAGUCAGAACAUCAGUCAAACAUCAGAUCAGAAACAAAGUGAAGACGAUCCACUGCAGUCUGGAGAUGCUCAUAUUUAUGACUCUGUUGAUUCAACAAAUAAUAAAGACACAAGCGCAGUGUCUCAGGCCGGACCCAGUGAUGUCCUUUAUUCACAGGUCAGCUUCAAGAAAAAUCUCAAGAAGAAAGACAAUGAAAGUGAAGACGCUGAUGUUACUUAUGCUGAUAUUGAACUGAAACCUAAGAAAGAAAUGAAGAAAAAUAAAGAAAAGAAAGGGAGUACCAGUGAAGGUGGUGAUGCUCUCUACGCUCAAGUGAACAAGAAAAAUGGUAAAGUUGCUUCUGGAUCUGAUGAUGUGACUUAUGCUCAGAUUAAAUUGAAGCCCAUAUGAAUAAAAGAAAGCAAUACAUUUACUAAUAUUUAAUAUCAUCAGUACAAACCUUCAUGUGCUUCAGAGAAAAAGCUUGCAAAUCUUUGAUUCUCUAAUAGCAUCAAACUUUAAAACUGUAAAAAAGCAGGAUAUACUGCACAAUGAAUGGAAAUAUUAGGGUUAUGAGAGUUAUCUUUUUAUAUGUCGACUUGAUCUUUAUUUGUUUGAUGGGUGAUAUUCGUAUGGUAGCUAGUUAGUUACAGCCAUAACAUUCGUUCUCAUCAUAUCUACUGAAGUGUCAUAUGACACAGUAACAAUCAUCUAAACCUGAAGAGUAAAAAACAUAUUUUUUAUUAUUAUGUCUUGGUUUGAAAAGUUUAAAGAAAACAUUACUUUAUAUGUCAGGUUGCUUAUUAUUAUACUUAAUGUUGUAUGAAUAAUGUAAUACUUUAGACGGAGUGAGGCCUGAGGGUCUUCUUUUGAAUAGUGAUUACAUUUGACAUACUACACUCACCCAAAGGAUAUUAGGAACACCUGUUCAAUUUCUCAUUAAUGCAAUUAUCUAAUCAACAAAUCACAUGGAAGCAAAAAUGCCUUGUUGAUGCUAGAGGUCAGAGGAGAAUGGGCCGACUGAUUCAAGCUGAUAGAAUCAGCAACUUUAUAGAUAGAUAUAUGAUAGAUAGCAACUUUGACUGAAAUAACCACUCAUUACUGUCGAGGUAUGCAGCAAAGCAUUUGUGAAGCCACAACACGCACAACCUUUUGGCGGAUGGGCUACAACAGCAGAAGACCCCACUGGGUACCACUCAUCUUCACUACAAAUAGGAAAAAGAGGCUACAAUUUGCACGAGCUCACCAAAAUUGGACAGUUGAAGACUGGAAAAAUGUUGCCUGGUCUGAUGAGUCUCGAUUUCUGAUGAGACAUUCAGAUGGUAGAGUCAGAAUUUGGCGUAAACAGAAUGAGAACAUGGAUCCAUCAUGCCUUGUUACCACUGUGCAGGCUGCUGGUGGUGGUGUAAUGGUGUGGGGGAUGUUUUCUUGACACACUUUAGGCCCCCAAUUGGGCAUCGUUUAAAUGCCACAGCCUACCUGAGCAUUCUUUCUGACCAUGUCCAUCCCUUUAUGACCACGAAGUACCCAUCCUCUGAUGGCUACUUCCAGCAGGAUUAUGCACCAUGUCACAAAGCUCGAAUCAUUUCAAAUUGGUUUUUUAAACAUGACAAUGAGUUCACUGUACUAAAAUGGCCCCCACAGUGCCAAGAUCUCAACCCAAUAGAUCAUCUUUGGGAUUUGGUGGAACGGGAGCUUCGUGCCCUGGAUGUGCAUCCCACAAAUCUCCAUCAACUGCAAGAUGCUAUCCUAUCAAUAUGGGCCAACAUUUUAUAAAGAAUGCUUUCAGCACCUUGUUGAAUCAAUGCCAUGUAGAAUUAAGGCAGUUCUGAAGGCGAAAGGGGGUCAAACACAGUAUUAGUAGGGUGUUCCUAAUAAUCCUUUAGGUGAGUGUAUGUCAGGUUGCUCAUUUAUAUUUUGUUAAUGUUGUAGGAAUAAUGUUAUACUUUAGACAGAGUGAGGCCUUGAGUUAGUCUGAGGGUCUUUUCUAGUCAUCUUCUUCUGUAUAGUGAUUAUAUUGACAUAUUAUAUAUUACUGAUGUUUUUUUACUUUAUGCAAUAGUUAAGUGAAGUGUUUUGUGAAGAUUAAACCACUAUGAUUAUGUUAUUAGUUCUGUCUUCUUGCCUAAUUAUGAACAAAUGUUUUUUAUAUACUGUUAUAAGUUAAGAUGUGUUAUGCUAGAGGUUGCAGUUGUGUUAUGUAGAAAUCUAUGCAAAUCUUUUUAUUCAAGUUAUAGGUUAUCUGAUGUUUGCUGUAUUUCAAGUAUUCAUGUUACAGUUCUCUAUAUUCUGAUGCUCAUGGUCAUUCUCAC
Messenger RNA from Paramisgurnus dabryanus, 4955 nucleotides. NCBI's taxonomy places the organism in Eukaryota, Metazoa, Chordata, Actinopteri, Cypriniformes, Cobitidae. The record is from RefSeq and is a predicted model, not a curated record.